AUGGAUACCUAUUUCUCUGUUCAUAUUUAGUAAAUUAUAUCCGAGGAGAUAAUUACUAAAGGAUAGGAGGGAAGAUAGCAUUUUACCUGGUAAUAAAUUCCGUUUGAACUAGAGAAAUGUAAAUCUGAGAGAUUAGGUGGUAAUAAUCAAACAUAAGACCUAGAAACAAUGUGGUGUCCAAAAAAUUUCACAAUUUAACUCUAGGGUAAUAUAGCUAGCAAGACGAGGAAAAUGGUUGUAGUAGAGAUUCAUUAUUGUGAAUAGAAUGUUUUGGAUAAACUCUAGCCUGGUAUAAAGUGCAAAUCUAAAAGUGAAAGCGAUCAAAUGAUUACUAAAACGGUAAUUGCAAUUAUUCACAAAGAAUAAUAUUUUGAUAGUGCUGAGUUUGAUAAUAAUCCAUUGAAAAACACAGUCUAAGUAUAUCCAUUUGAACUAUAGAAAAAUGCAUCUCAAAUGACCUACUUCAAAAUAAGCAGAAAUCAGCUUUAACUAAAAGAUUCAUGGUUUAGUAAUUAAUUUGAAGAACAAUCAUAAGAAUUUUACAAGAUAAGGCAAUAAAUGUCAACAAUAAGCUCUCAUUAUGAAUCUUAUAAUACUUUGACAGGGGUGUAGUAUUUCAUGGAUGAAAAUGUUUAAACAAUUCAAAGAUCCACUGACACUAUUAUGGAUGCAUUUUCGCAAUAGAUAAACUUGGAUAUUGGUUGCUUUACAUUAUCAGAUGUUUUGUAUCGCGAAAGCAUUUCAAAUACAUGA
This is a messenger RNA of Stylonychia lemnae, 753 nucleotides long. The record is from the annotation of a GenBank genome assembly. NCBI's taxonomy places the organism in Eukaryota, Ciliophora, Spirotrichea, Sporadotrichida, Oxytrichidae.